Messenger RNA from Paramecium sonneborni, 820 nucleotides. Lineage: Eukaryota; Ciliophora; Oligohymenophorea; Peniculida; Parameciidae. The record is from the annotation of a GenBank genome assembly.
AUGUUGAACUUCCAAAGUGCUCAUCUUCCUAAGAUUGAUAAGCGAAACAAUAAAACUUCAAUAGAGCCCACAGUUAUUGAUGAAACCUUAAUCAUGUAAUUUUUAAAUUAUAUUUAAGUAAAUCAGUGAAGGAUUACAAUUCUGAAAACAAAAUAACUAUGGGAGAUUAAAUUAUGUUAAAUUCUUUGCGUGUCAUGUCAUUGUCUUUUAAAAGUAUUUCAAUAUUAUUAUAUAUCAAUAGACAUUUGGAAGAUCGAAAACCUCUAAGGUUUGGAGAGAUUAGAGAAGUUACAAUUAGAUAAUAACAUAAUAUAAAAAAUUGAGAAUUUAGAUCAUUUAGUCAAUUUGCAUUGGCUUGAUCUAUCAUUUAAUUUGAUAAAAGAAAUUGAAGGAUUAGAUAAAUUAAUUAAUUUGAAAGAUUUAUCAAUGUUUAAUAAUUAACUUACUUCUGUUGGAGGUUUGGACAAUUGUAAAUCUUUGAAUGUUUUAUCAAUUGGUAAUAAUAAAAUACCUUCUUUUGAAAUAGUAACACAAUAUUUUAGUAAAGGAAAAGGAAUGAAAUUCAAGAACUUAUAAGUUUUAAAUGUAGCUGGGAAUCCAUUUACAAAAGAACCAGAUUAUAAAAAUCAUAUAAUUAAUUCUUUACCUAAUCUUAGAUAUCUAGAUUAUAGUUUUAUUGAUGAAGCAUAAAGAAAUUAGAUUAGAGAAUCAGAUGAAAAAUUUAGAACUCAUGCUAUUACUUAAGAAGACUUUUUAAAGCAAAUGUAAAAUUAAGAAUAAGAGGAGAAGAAUAAUAAUGAUGAAUUAUUUAAGUGUUGAA